AAACCAUCACUUCCAUCUGCAGCAUGACUCUGACAGUGUCUCAGGGUGAAGGACUGACGGUCAUCACCGUCACCUCAAACCCAAAGAGCAAAUGGCCCGUACUGUGUCAGAUUCUGGGUUCUCUCUGCUACAGUCCAGUGUGUUCUGUAUCUCAGGGAAUGAAAGGGAAGCUGAAAGAUGUCCACACAGCUUUGGGAACUGUGCAGAUGAUAAUUGGUGUCCUCAAUAUUGUGGCUGGUAUUCUGCUUAAAUGCCUCGGGUCAUGGUUUGUCAUGGAAAGAAUAGGCCAGGGACCCUUUUGGCUUGGAAGUUUGUUCCUUGUAGUUGGAAUUGUGUGCAUUCUUACAGCGAAGUUUCCCUCUUCUUGUCUGCUGACAAUUGGGAUACUUUUAAAUGUAGUCGGUGCUGCAUUGGCUAUCACAGCUGUUGUGCUGUAUUCAGUGGACCUUGCGAAUGAUAAUACAUAUGAAAACUGUGAAACCAGCCGUUAUUAUUAUUCACGCUAUGAUCGAUAUCGUUAUGACGAAACACCUUCCCCUGAAGAUGGUAGGAUAAAAGAGAUGUGUCUGUACUACAAGGAUCUUCAGGAGAUUUUCUACAGAGGACUAGAUAUCAUGAUGAUAGUGCUAGCAGUCCUUCAGCUCUGUGUGACCAUCAGUUUCUGUGUUUUGACUGGGAGAGCUUUGUGCAAAAAGGAUGAAGAUGUAAAGUCGGUGGAGGAUCCAGAACUUCACAAGCCACUCCUGGAAGACGUCACUGCUGUUGCUGUGUGACAAGAUAAACUCUCAUCUCAUCAAAAUCAUCUCUACUCUUUGUGCUUGUAAUGCAGUGGCACUUUGUGUCUCAAUAUUGUAGUGAAAUGAUUUAAAGCAGAUCUCCUCCAUAUUCAACACUGUUAAAUUGCAUGUUGAUUUACACUUGUUUUUUUCCUUUUACAAAAGUGUCAUCGUUGAUCUUUCUCUCUCUUCAUGUGGAUAAGUGGGUGUUACUUUUUAUUGCCUUUUUAAAUUGUGUUGUGAUCUUUGGAAUUGCUUGUUUAAAAAUAAAUGACUGCAGCACUUUGG
Messenger RNA from Carassius carassius (crucian carp), 1064 nucleotides. RefSeq names its product transmembrane protein 176A-like. Bases 24 to 773 code for a protein of 249 amino acids. The record is from RefSeq and is a predicted model, not a curated record. The transcript has 6 exons. Lineage: Eukaryota; Metazoa; Chordata; Actinopteri; Cypriniformes; Cyprinidae. Gene Ontology annotation, cellular component: membrane.